Molecule: messenger RNA, 1272 nt
Organism: Hypoxylon fragiforme
Lineage: Eukaryota; Fungi; Ascomycota; Sordariomycetes; Xylariales; Hypoxylaceae
Exons: 2
Coding region: 270-815 (181 amino acids)
Biological process (GO): regulation of DNA-templated transcription
Cellular component (GO): histone deacetylase complex
Molecular function (GO): transcription coregulator activity; protein binding
Source: RefSeq, a predicted model, not a curated record
UGAUGUACCUGGGAAUAAUGUGGGCUAUCUUUUCCUCUGGUCGCCUUCUCUACCUACUUACCUUCUACUCCUCUUCAUGACUCCCACACCCUUAAGCACAUAUACUGAAUACUCUUUAGAAUUUGUUCCGGUUUGCACUCUAAAAUUAGCCCGCCUUUACCAUAAUAUAUUUCGCACGUUCGCAUUUGCGACUCUAGGAAUGGUACUUCUGAAUUCGACCAUAUUGAUCCCAUUGCGUUCUACCUCUCUUUGAUCCAACAACCUUUCCAAUGCCACCAGCCAAGUCGAAAGCGAAUCACGACGACUCCAAGUCGGAAACUGCAAGCGUCAAAGAUCGAAAUGGUCAUGGUACAAACCACCACCAAUCGAACGGAAAACUUCGUCGCGUUGCUAGUUCUACUGGCACACAAUUGCGGGAUGUGACGGCUACGAACGGUGGCUCGUCAACCACAGCAGCACCAACGUCACAACCGAGCCAUGCACCAGGAUUGCACUGGCAAUCUUUCGAUCGAGAAGUACUGCACGACUACCGUCGCAAAUACCUCCUCCAAACUCCGACCGCUUUUGCCAAUCCCUACCAUCACUGGGUGCUCUCGCGACCAGGCAUCGGUCUACGCUCGCCUACCAUGGCACGAAAACAAGAAUACCGACGCCAGAGUCAAGAAGAGCUCACGAAAGUAGUCCGAAAACAUUUCAAUGCGCUUGGUGUACAAGAAAACGAUGUCAUUGUCGACUUCGUGCACAAGGUCAGAAACCCCGGUAUCGUCAAGAUCAGAAGAAACAAAAAUCUACCACACUCCUCUCCGUUGCCAUGAAAAUUAUAUACCCUCCUAAAAUCAAAUCAUUUCGGCGUCUGAAUCAUAUCGAUUUACAUUGUUACAAAUACCCUUUACAUCGCGAGACUCGACUUUUAGUCGUUGCACAUUCAUGGGCUCCCAUUUACCUUGACACAUUUUUUCUUGCAUAUAUCCUGGAGUUUUAGCGCUGGGUGGGAACUCGAUCACGGAGGAACAAAGACCGACAAUGAUUAUAAUGAAUAUGGGUCGACUUUACGAAGGUGGUCAUUGUAUCAUAGGGCCUUUCUCUAUAGGUCAAAAUCAUACAUAUUAGGGCGUGUUUCUCAUUAAAGUGUCACCUUUCCAGGUACCUACAUUUGCAUGUCUAGGCACAUCGGUAGCGUGCACGGCACUGCACGCAGCACGAUAAGCCACGGGCUCGAUAAGGUAAUUUACGUUUUACGGCCAAUUUAACCAAUUUAUUAACCAACUGAAA